Xiphias gladius (swordfish) is the source of this 3486-nucleotide messenger RNA. RefSeq names its product dynein intermediate chain 4, axonemal-like. The transcript is spliced from 18 exons. Gene Ontology annotation, biological process: cilium movement. Gene Ontology annotation, molecular function: dynein heavy chain binding; dynein light chain binding. The record is from RefSeq and is a predicted model, not a curated record. Bases 98 to 2455 code for a protein of 785 amino acids. NCBI's taxonomy places the organism in Eukaryota, Metazoa, Chordata, Actinopteri, Istiophoriformes, Xiphiidae. Gene Ontology annotation, cellular component: axonemal dynein complex.
AUACUCACAGUUAGCUAAAAAAAAAAAAAAAAAAAAGAAAGAAAGACACAGGAAGAUUUGGAUUUUUAGAAGGACAUACAUCACACACACAAAAAAAAUGUCUACCUACGCGGAAAAAAUGAGGAAAACCAGUCUGGCGCUUAAUUCCUCUUCCCGAGCGAUCAAUAUUUCAGGAGCAGGAAUUCCUCGGGUCAGUCAAAGUGCAAGACGCAAAUGGAGCUUCGCAGGCUCGCAUGGCCGAAAAAGCACCAUCUUGGUCGGCGGCAGCAACGGCAAACUCAACGGUCUGGACAGAAGCGAUCAAACCCCCAGGAGAGCAGUCCGGGUGUUGGAUGAAGAUGGAAGUGACGUCACACCUCUACCCCUGUAUCACGCGGAGCCCGGAGACGUGCAACCCAAACCAGGCAGAUUCAUUCUGGAUGAAAUCUUUUCCAGCUCAGGAUCAGACCAUUUAAAAUCCACUUCAAGUGUCAAUGUGUGCUCUUCCAGCUCAUUUAUGGGUAGCAGCCAUCCAUCCAGCUUGUCUAACAAAGUGUCACUGACCAAGGAGACUGAGGACAGUCUUCCUAAACUGGACAUACCAAUAAACCCCCCAGCUCCAUGCGACUUGCCAAGGAAAAGAGACAACGUGAGACAACACGUGACAGAAAAGAUGUUGGAGGAGGUAGUAGACAUCUAUCUCUCUGGGACAGAUACCAUUUCACUGCUGGACAUACCCAACACCCUUGUCUCAGAUGAUGCUGAUGAUGCAGAAACAAUUAAAGAGGGAAACAUUCACUAUGCCGAGCUUUGCAAGAACAGAGUGGGCAAUGAUAAGUAUGUGGUGCGAUCGAUGCAGACAUUCACUGGAGCAGCUAAAGACAAACAGAUCCAGUGUGACAAGAUUGUCAUGGUGGAUGAAGGAACAACUGCUACUGUCUGGGACAUCUAUGACUCUUUCUGUAACCAAAAUGAAACCGCUGAAAAUGAGGAGGUUAACUAUCCAGAGAGCACUCUGAGCACCAGCAAGAUUCAGGAGAAGAGAGGAGGAAAGAGCAGCAGCAGCAGCAGCAGCAGCACAGUCGGCACAGGCAGUACCAUCAGCUCACUGUUAGAAAUGGAAAUCUGGAACAGUUUAAACGUUGAGCCCGACCCGCAGGAGAUCAUCCUGUCAGAGUCAUUCCAGCAGAGCUUAUUAGUAAUGCUGAGGAACAUAAUGGCAAACAUCUUUCAACCCAAACUGGCUGCUUAUAGACAGCUGCACAUACUAGAAGACCCCGACAGCACGGCGAAGCCUGGGACUGAGGAACAGAGUGACGGCGAUGAGACGAGCUGUCUGACUCCAGCCCUCGAACGUCUCUGGGCUUUCAGUUGCGAGCUCACCAGAGGACGCAACAUUACCAGCAUGGUCUGGAACAAGAAGAACCCGGAUCUCCUGGCAGUGGGCUAUGGUGACCUGGACCCCAGGUACCAGAAACCAGGACUGAUCUGCUGCUGGUCCCUCAAAAACCCACUGUGGCCGGAACGCGUUUUCCACUGUCACAGCUGCGUUACAUCCCUGGAUUUCUCAGCCAACAACCCCGGCCAGCUGGCUGUGGGGAUGUAUGACGGUACCGUGGCCCUCUACAACGUGCAGUGUCGAGACAACAGGGCAUGUAUCGCCAGUAGCAGGGAGUGUUCCAAGAAGCACAUUCAUCCAGUGUGGCAGGUCAACUGGACCAAACAAGAGAUGAGAUUAUCGGGGGAGGAGAGGGAAGAGGCCCUCGUCUCUGUGUCGGCAGAUGGCAGGAUUACGAAGUGGCUCCUCGGCAGCAAUGGGCUUGACUGUAUAGACCUGAUGGAGCUAAGGACGGUUAACAAUACUAAGGUGGAAGCUCCGAAAAACAAGAAGACAGCAAAUGUUCUGUCAACAGUGACGCCUGGUCUUUGUGUUGACUUCCAUCCAAAAGAUUCCAGCGUGUAUCUGGUCGGCACAUGGGAGGGCCUCAUCCACAAGUGCUCCUUCUCCAACAGUCAGCAUUUUCUGGAUACUUACCAAAAACACUUUUGCCCGGUGAACCACGUUGAAUGGUCUCCGUUCAGUCCUGAUGUGUUCCUGAGCUGCUCCUCCGACUGGACCAUCCAGCUGUGGAGGCAGGGCCACUCUUCCCCUGCGUUGAGCUUCACAUCCACCCACAGGGCCGUGUACACGGUCAGGUGGUCCCCAAACUGCUCCACAGUGUUUGCAGCCGUUAAUGGACAACAGGUGGAGAUCUGGGACCUGAAUAAAAGCAUCCUGUACCCAGCCGUCGUGCACCACACUGCACCUGGUGUGGAGAUGACGGCCCUGCUGUUUGCCACAGGGUCAGACUGUGUCUUGGUAGGAGACAGUGAUGGACAAGCAACUCUCUACCAGCUCAAGAACCUCAGUGUGGGGGAAAGCAAGCAGGCGGACAGUUUGGAAGACAUCAUUCACUCUGCGGUUUCAAGAUCGUAGCAGGAAACAACUCGGUCGAACUGUGUGCAGAACUCAAGAAUGCAUCAGCUAACACAGUUAUUCUGGAUGACAGUGCUUUCUUUCAUUCGCACACUGGCUCGGACAAAUUACAUCACGCUCCCCAGACCGGCUGGUAUGUCUAUAAAUGACAAACUCCGGCGCGUGAAGUUGUGGAGACUUGCCUUCACAUUCCAGUGGAAAAGAGCGUCAGGAGUGGGAGCUCACACAUGUGUAACAGCGAAACUCGUCCAACAACCACCUCCAGAUUUUAGAUUUUCAAAAUUGUCUUGUUCUCACACCAAAUUCUGCUUCGGCUUUUGUGAUAAAUAAAUGACGACUUCAGUUCCAGUCUUCAUCAGCAAGACUUUUUAACCCAAGUCAUUUACCCGUUACCUUAGUGUGAGUUUAAGGAUUGAAGGGGACACUUUCAUGUUACCAAACUUUUAGUAAUGACAUAUCCUAAAAUGACUCUGAGUGGAAAUGCCAACAUUCAACAUCAUCGGAAUGUGAGGAAUAAGAACCUUAAAAUGAAAAAAUGCUUCCCAACCUGGGUCCCAACCUAUUUCUGCCACAUAUAUUAGGUUUAUUUUUCCAGCAUUUACUUUAUAAUGUCUGCUUCAGCUCUUCUUGUCAGUCCCUGUAUGAAUGAAUGUCUUCAGCGUUCUCAAAAAAUAUCUAGAGAAAAUAAGGAAGAAAACACUUUUUGGCUGAUAUGGUCUCAGUCAGUGAUGAGAGGGGACCGUAACUAAAAAACAAAAGGUUGGGGAUCACUGUCCUAAGUCUAUGAUGUUGCUGUACAGAUCACAUCCUCUGCUGGACAACAUUUUAUUAUCAGAUGGUGACUGGAAACUUUUUAAUAAGUCAACCGACAUGCAGUUCUCCCAGAAUGUAAAAGCUGAGUUUUCCAGAAGCGCAACUCAAGAGAUCGGCGAGUUGAAUUAAAACAAGGUUUACUUUGUCCAUAAUUCAAAGCAGUUCUCGGCAUCAGGAGAAAGUCCAAACAGCCGAAGGGGCGAAGGCAAAGGGGCAAA